ACACGCGUUAUCGGUUAUCACUUGCAGCGUUUGGAUAUUUUAGCGCCGAAUCGCGUAUUUACGAUUUCAUAUUACGAUAUUAUAUUACAGAAUCGAGUGUACGGUAUUUUGAACAAAAUUUCAGCGAUAAAAUAGGUACGUACCACCGUUGAUAUAUCAAAAAAGGCAGUGCGCGACUCGUCGCCACCAUGUCGAAAUCGUCCAAUUCCAGUGACCUGCGCACCGAAUUGGCCGAACUCGUCAAACGCAAAUCGGACAUCGCCGAAACUUUAGCUAACCUUGAACGUCAAAUAUAUGCGUUUGAAGGAAGUUACCUAGAAGACACACAUUUGUACGGAAAUAUUAUCCGUGGAUGGGACAGGUAUCUGACUUCAGCUAAUAAGCUUCCCAACACGAAAAAUGAACCCCGUAAUAGGAAGUUCAAGGAGGCUGAACGAUUAUUUUCUAAAUCGUCCAUCACAUCUAUGGCAGCUGUAAGUGGUCUCGUAGAAGCUCAAGAAAAAGCGGAAAUCAAUAGCGAAACAGAAUCUCAAACUGGUAACAGCGGUAGUGAAGAUAACGUCACCAAAGAAAGCGGUAAAACGAAUAGUCUAACAAAUGGUCCAUCCACACCUAGAAACGUGUUAGCGUCUGCCAAACGUGCUUCUAGCACAAAAAAAGUAAAAAAUCGAUGAUCUUCAUUCAAUAAACUCAACAGAGUUUUAAAACAGUUUCAACGGCCACAAUGAGAAAAUCCAACCGAAGAAACUGAAAAUGUAAAAUUAUCGACAGUUAAUGGUUUAUAUGUAUAUACAUACAAAUAAGUUUGAUAACUGUAUUAUUAUUAUUUAUUUAUGUAAUUAUUUUUUAAAUACUGGAGUCCUUAAAAUGAAUAUGUGAUGACAUACAUAAAUAUUGAAGAUUAUAUACAUAUAUAUUUACACACAAAAAUUGAAACUUUUUUUCUGUAAUUAUAUGAAUGUAUUGGAAAAAACUACUGUCAACUGUACUCGGUAUGUUUGAUACAAUUUUAAUCAAAAAAAUUAAAUUCGAUAAAACUAUACCUACUUAAUAUUAUUUAUUAUGACUUAAGAGGACGUCGCAGGUAAAGUGUUACGUAUACAACUCCCGAGAGAUGGCGUUAUUCUCCAUCUCGGCGCGGCGGCGGCGGUUUAUAGUCACGCCCAUACGAGUGCUGCGGCGGCGCGUUGUAGUAUUAUCAGAGCGGCACAUUAUUCUAUCACCGACUGCCGAUCUAGUAAAAACAAUAUUAUGCUGGAAACGUAUGAUUCGUCGCGGUAAACAUUCGCGAGCUCGCGCGCGUGUUACAAUCUCGAGUAAAUCUUUUUAUAGCUACUGUUCAUUAACAUUUAUAUAACAAUGGACUGAGUAGAAAAUACAAUACCCAUCAUAGUUUGAAUCAUUCUGAUAACUUAAUUACUUUUUUUUAGCGUAUAAAUAAUUUUCUCAGAUAUCAGAAUAAACUUGGUACCUCGUAUAGCGUACUUACUUAUUAACAUUUAUAUUGGAGCAUACUUAUUUUGCAUGUCUGUUACAAUAAAAUACGUGUUUCCAAAUUUGCUUAGCCUAUAUUGGCAAUGGUCGUAAUGAAUAUUUUAGUUUUUUUUCUUUUUUACUGUUUUUUUUUUUAUAGUAUUAUAGGUCACCAAACAAAAUCAUUAAAAAUCAGUAUUAUAUGUAAAACAUUUCAGCUUUCUGAUAAUUCAUUUAUAAAUCCAAAAUUAAUAAUUGAAAACAUGUUUAUAAAAAUUCAUCAAUAGAAUAAUAAUUGUAUAAUGGUACGAGUAUCCGUUAUAAACUUUAAGUGCUGGACGGGUCAUAUAUAAUAUUCUAUGAUUUAUUUCAUUAAAUAAUAAUUAUAUAUAAAUCUAAUACUAUUUCAUAAAAAAACAAUGUGUACAUAUGUAAAUUUUGUAUUAUAAUUUUUAUCUAUAAAACACACAACACAAUAGGAAAAAUAAAAAUGUGGCUUCUCUGUGCAACAAAAAUACAGUAUUUCCCAAGUAAAGUCAUAUUUCUACAAUAUUUACAAAUAAUAUAAUUAGAUAAGCUUAGAUUAUCUGUUGUUAUCCCGAAAAUUAUGGUGGUCACCGCCGUCAUUAUUGCGGAAUUUAGCUUUGUUAUAAAAAAAAAAUAAAAAUAGAAUACGAAAUCAUAAUUGAAAUAUAUUGUGAGUAAUACUCUUUAAUUUAUAAAUUGUAAUUAUAUAGAAAAAUAAAUUAUAGUAUAAAUGAAGAGUUAAUUUGUCAAACGUUCCAAGUGCUAAAGUAUAAAAAUUGAACUUUAUAAUUUUAUUUUUUUAUUUCACUAGCGGAAACAUAACAUAUUUUUGAGUUUUAAAUAUGAUUGUUUUUUUUAAUAAAUAUCUAUUCCUUACUUGAAAUUUACAAAAUUCUUUCCGGUGUAGUAAACCCACGUAGUGCACAUGGGUCCCUAUAAGGGCAUGUCCUCCUUUCGCGUCUAUGCAUGGUCACUAAGACGUGACCAAUGGGUGUCCCCUUGUAAUAAUUUAAUUAUACUUUAUUCUUUUAAUUGAUUAUUUGAUUAUGUUCGAGUAGAGCGACGGCGUCGAGUAGUCGGUAGUCAAUUAACGAUAGGAUUGAUUGCACUACUCAGUUAUUAACUUCAAAAUUGAUUAAACAUUAUUAUUAUAUCAAAUUUAUUAAACAUUAUUAUAUGUCUAUUACAAUUAAUUCAAAAGUUUAACUUAUUCAUUAAAAUACCUACUCCUAGUUUUUCGUUACAAACGUUGGUCGUUUACGGUGUUUUGUACGCGGUCAUCCGACCGGUGCACCACACCGGUAAUGGAUAAAAUACAAUUUAAAUUAUAAAGUUCAAUUUUUAUACUUUGGCACUUAGAACGUUUGACAAAUUCAUUUUUCAAAUAUUUAUGUUGGAUAAAUACGUUUUUAGUGGUCGGCAUUGAAUGAGGGGGGUGGCUUAGAUUGAGAGUAAAAAACCGUCUUUACGAAAAAUAAGAAUAUAGAAAUUACGGACACCAGGUAAUACAAAAAAGAAAUGGAGACCCCCCAAAAAUCAAAAUGUUGUUUAAAAUACAUUACUGAUCUAUAUGAUUUAUUGCAACUAAAAAUUGACUGUUGAUUAAUUUACACAUAGCAACUUAAAAAUUUCCAAUUUUGGUCUGAGGAGGGGAGGGGGCCCCACACUAAUUUUGGUCUGGGGUGUAAACAUUGUAUUACAAUGUUUCGGUUUUUCGGAGAGGUAUUUGAAUAUUUUUCCGAUUUUUUUACAGUGUGCAAUAACCCCCUCCCUCCCCCCGUUCCCUAAACCAUUUUUUAAAUCACAAUUUUUACAAAUUAUAAUUUACUACAAUUGCUACCUUUUUCAUACAAGCGACUUAGCGACUUAAGCUGGCUUCUUCAGCUAAUUCUCUAUAAAAUAAUGAACAUAAAAUAGCAAAUAUUAAAUAACAGUAUCGCUGCGCAAGUAAAAUAUAAUAUUUGUUUGUUAUUGAGAAUUGAUUGUUAAAAAUUGGGUUAUCUGUUUUUACUUCAGGUAAUAAUAUAAUUGCGGUGUCACCGUUGACGUUUUCGCUGUCGCCGCGGCUACGGCUGUCGGCCCAAAACCGGUUUUCCGAACGUAUAAAGAUAUGUGGUAAAUUGCCGCUAGGCGCGCCAGCUCUCGACGUAAUAAUUAUUAUAAAAAUUCAAAAAACAUCCCUUCGCACUUCAAAUAGUACUCGUACGCUUUUGGUGAUAGAAAAUUGUUUAUAGUACCAUAUGAAAGAUCAGAACUUUUUCUACGUGCCUAUAGAAAGUUUUUUUCGAUAACUUUAUUUACAAUGGUUUUAUGAACGUUUGAAAAAAGUAAAAAAAUUUUUGAAAUAACUAUAAGUAAACAAUUUUUUUUUGGAAAUAUGGCUCUAUACGCACAUAGUAGACAUUCCAGGCUUUCUUUAGGUAUCCUUAGAUUUAUUCUACGAUUAAUAGUUUCUGAGUACUAUUUGAAGUCCGAAGCGGUGUUUUAGUACUCGAAAUAUUUGACUGCGACGUCCUCUUAAUGCAAAUUAAAUGUAAGAAAUUUAGUUGUAUUCAACAUUUUAGAGCUUAAAUUUUGUAUUUAACCCAAAUUAUUAUUUACUCAUAUACUUUACAUACUAAGCACAGUUAUCAUAAAAUAUACAAAAUAUUUAUAUCGAU
Adelges cooleyi (spruce gall adelgid) is the source of this 4160-nucleotide messenger RNA. It is a transcript of the gene Eaf6, whose product is annotated as chromatin modification-related protein MEAF6. The transcript has 5 exons. Gene Ontology annotation, cellular component: NuA4 histone acetyltransferase complex. NCBI's taxonomy places the organism in Eukaryota, Metazoa, Arthropoda, Insecta, Hemiptera, Adelgidae. The coding region runs from base 189 to 674 and encodes 161 amino acids. The record is from RefSeq and is a predicted model, not a curated record.